CCCGGCCCCGCCGCCCCCCGCCCGCGCCCGCGCCCCCGCCGCCGCCGCCAUGGGCGUGCAGGGCUUCCAGGACUAUAUCGAGAAGCACUGCCCAAGCGCCGUGGUGCCGGUGGAGCUGCAGAAGCUGGCCCGGGGCAGCCUGGUGGGCGGCGGGCGGCAGCGGCCCCCGCAGACCCCGCUGCGCCUGCUGGUGGACGCCGACAACUGCCUGCACCGCCUCUACGGAGGCUUCUACACCGACUGGGUCAGCGGCGGCCAAUGGAACCACAUGCUCGGCUACCUGGCGGCGCUGGCCAAGGCCUGCUUCGGAGGCAACAUCGAGCUCUUCGUCUUCUUCAACGGCGCGCUCGAGAAGGCCCGGCUGCACGAGUGGGUCAAGCGGCAGGGCAACGAGCGCCAGACGGCGCAGCAGAUCGUCAGCCAUGUCCAGAACAAGGGCACCCCGCCGCCCAAGGUCUGGUUCCUGCCGCCCGUCUGCAUGGCCCACUGCAUCCGCCUGGCGCUCAUCCGCUUCCACGUCAAGGUUGCACAGAGCAUUGAGGAUCACCAUCAAGAAGUGAUUGGUUUCUGCAGAGAGAACGGUUUCCAUGGCUUGGUUGCAUAUGACUCUGAUUAUGCACUGUGCAACAUCCCCUACUAUUUCAGUGCUCAUGCCCUAAAACUGAGCCGGAAUGGGAAAAGUCUCACGACAAGCCAAUAUCUGAUGCAUGAAGUUGCCAAGCAACUGGACCUGAAUCCAAAUCGUUUUCCUAUUUUUGCUGCUCUGUUAGGAAAUCACAUUCUCCCUGAUGAAGAUCUGGCUUCCUUUCAUUGGAGUUUACUUGGUCCAGAACAUCCACUAGCUUCACUUAAGGUCCGUGCCCACCAGCUGGUCUUACCACCUUGCGAUGUAGUGAUCAAAGCCGUUGCUGACUAUGUCCGCAACAUUCAGGACACCUCUGACUUGGAUGCCAUAGCUAAAGAUGUUUUUCAGCAUUCACAGUCUAGAACAGAUGACAAAGUUAUUCGAUUUAAGAGAGCAAUUGGAUAUUAUUCAGCGACUAGUAAGCCUAUGUCAUUUCAUCCACCACAUUACUUAGCCAGACCCAGCCCAUUUGGAAUGCCCGGGAUGAUGCCACCCUGCGUUCCCCCCCAGAUGCUCAACAUUCCACAGACCUCUCUGCAAGCAAAGCCCGUGGCCCCACAGGUGCCCAGCCCAGGGGGUGCCCCAGGCCAGGGUCCAUACCCCUACAGCCUCGCUGAGCCGGCUCUCACAUUGGACAGCAGCAGGAAGAAUUUGACAGAGCAGAACAGCUACAGCAACAUUCCUCACGAAGGGAAGCACACGCCACUGUAUGAGCGGUCCUCACCCAUCAACCCAGCCCAGGGCGGUAGCCCCAAUCACGUGGAUUCUGCCUACUUCCCUGGCUCUUCUACAUCAUCCUCUUCAGACAACGACGAGGGCAGUGGAGGGGCAACAAACCAUAUCAGCGGGAACAAGAUUGGCUGGGAGAAGACAGGAAGCCACUCGGAGCCUCAGGCACGGGGAGACCCAGGAGACCAAACAAAGGCAGAAGGUUCAUCCACUGCCUCUUCGGGAAGCCAGUUAGCCGAAGGCAAGGGGAGCCAGAUUGGCACUGUCCAGCCCAUCCCAUGCCUCCUGUCGAUGCCCACCAGGAACCACAUGGACAUCACCACACCUCCCCUGCCCCCCGUCGCGCCCGAGGUGCUGAGAGUGGCCGAGCACAGGCAUAAGAAGGGGCUGAUGUACCCCUACAUCUUCCACGUCCUGACAAAGGGUGAAAUCAAAAUUGCUGUUUCUAUUGAAGAUGAAGCCAACAAAGACCUGCCUCCAGCCGCCCUGCUCUAUAGGCCAGUUCGUCAGUAUGUUUACGGAGUCCUGUUUAGUUUGGCAGAAAGCAGAAAGAAAACUGAGAGACUUGCUUUUAGAAAGAACAGACUUCCACCAGAAUUUUCAGGACUUCUGCAUCGUAGGUGUGCCAUGGUGCCCCAUGUGCUCAGAAAGCAGAGUCUUGACCCCUCAUGCCCUGCUUCAGUCUCACCAGUGAUCAUUAAAGAGUGGGCAGCUUACAAAGGGAAGUCUCCUCAAACCCCAGAACUGGUGGAAGCUCUUGCCUUCAGGGAGUGGACCUGCCCUAACCUGAAGCGGCUGUGGCUGGGCAAGGCGGUGGAGGACAAGAACCGCAGGAUGAGGGCCUUCCUGGCCUGCAUGAGGUCGGACACCCCAGCCAUGCUCAACCCUGCCAACGUGCCCACUCACCUCAUGGUGCUCUGCUGCGUCUUACGGUAUAUGGUGCAGUGGCCAGGAGCACGCAUACUGCGUCGUCAAGAGCUGGAUGCCUUCCUGGCUCAGGCGCUGUCUCCCAAACUCUAUGAACCUGACCAGCUACAGGAGCUCAAGAUUGAGAACCUAGACCCCCGAGGAAUUCAGCUGUCAGCUCUCUUCAUGAGUGGAGUAGACAUGGCACUGUUUGCAAAUGACGCGUGUGGACAGCCAAUCCCCUGGGAACACUGCUGUCCCUGGAUGUAUUUUGAUGGGAAGCUCUUCCAAUCCAAACUCCUCAAAGCCAGCCGGGAGAAGACCCCACUCAUCGACCUCUGUGAUGGUCAGGCUGAGCAGGCUGCCAAGGUGGAGAAGAUGCGGCAGAGUGUCCUGGAGGGGCUCAACUUCUCGCGGCAGAGCCACCCACUUCCGUUCCCGCCGCCCCCUACCCUGCCCUUCUACCCACCCUCUGUGUACCCACGCCACUUCGGGGCUGUCCCACCAUCUCAGGGCAGGGGCAGAGGCUUUGCAGGAGUCUGUGGCUUUGGAGGCCCCUAUGGGGAACCGGUAGCAACAGGCCCUUACCGUGCCUUCCGGGUGGCGGCAGCAUCGGGACACUGUGGAGCCUUCUCAGGCAGUGACAGCAGCAGGACUAGCAAGUCCCAGGGCGGAGUCCAACCUAUACCUUCUCAGGGAGGGAAGCUAGAAAUAGCUGGUACUGUGGUUGGCCAUUGGGCUGGGAGCAGGCGGGGCCGUGGGGCCCGAGGGCCUUUCCCCUUGCAGGUGGUUUCUGUUGGAGGACCAGCAAGAGGGCGUCCAAGAGGAGUUAUUUCCACCCCAGUGAUUAGAACGUUUGGAAGAGGGGGAAGGUACUAUGGCAGAGGCUAUAAGAACCAGGGCAUGAUUCAGGGCAGACCUCCUUACGCUGCCUCAGCAGAAGAAGUGGCCAAAGAACUGAAGUCGAAAUCUGGGGAAUUGAAGUCCUCUGCCCUGUCUUCAGAUGGGUCCCCGGCAGAAAAUGGAGUGACGGCGGAGGAGAGGCCGGCUCCCCAGAUGAAUGGGAGCGCAGGUGACACCAGGGCCCCCAGCCGCUCAGAAAGUGCCUUGAACAAUGACUCUAAAACGUGCAAUACAAAUCCUCAUUUAAAUGCACUAAGUACAGACAGCACUUGCCGCAGAGAGGCUGCUCUGGAGGCAGCUGUCUUAAAUAAAGAAGAGUAAACUUA
Messenger RNA from Cynocephalus volans (Philippine flying lemur), 3489 nucleotides. It is a transcript of the gene FAM120A, whose product is annotated as family with sequence similarity 120 member A. The transcript has 19 exons. The coding region runs from base 50 to 3484 and encodes 1144 amino acids. The record is from RefSeq and is a predicted model, not a curated record. NCBI's taxonomy places the organism in Eukaryota, Metazoa, Chordata, Mammalia, Dermoptera, Cynocephalidae. Gene Ontology annotation, cellular component: nucleus.